CAAAACAGUUCGGCUAUUCUUGAGGGGACGCUCACAUUGUGCUUUCUACUUUCAGGCAAAUGAGCAUGACAAGUCGUCCCGCACUGAGCUCCAACAGCGGCCAGCUAAAGUUUGUUCCCUUCUAAUUACCCUCUUUAAAAUCUACAAUUGUGCCAUACCUCAAGCGCCAUUCAGCAGGGGAAACCAGAUCGAGUUAAACACGAGACGAUGGAUCUAAGAAAAAAUAUAAAUUUAUUGCUGAUUUUCCUCGCCGUUGCCUCGAUGAGAUUACACGCUUCUCAAGUGAAAUUAAGAGGCCGACAAUUUAUGACUUACAAACUAAAAUCUGGUGAAAACUCCAGACAGACGGUCGUUAAAUUGCGAUUCCAAACCAUUCAUCCAAACGGUCUAUUUUUGUAUUCCAAAGGAGCUAAAACUGAUGAGUACCUUCAGCUUGACCUCUUUCAUGGACAAGUGCGGUAAGUGUGUUGUUAAUUUUUAUACGUUCGCUGUGUGAGAAGAUCUUGCUAACUUGUAAACAGUUGUAAAAACCAUCUACUGGGCCAAGCUUGAAGAUGUGAGAACAACUGAAAAGAAGCCUAUUGUUUUGAUUUGGUAUUUCAUUGAACGCAUCUUUUUCUUAACCGACAUGUAAUAUAAGGUCUGUUGAAAAGGAAACACUGCGUCUCAUUUUCCUUUCAUUGGCAGUUAAUGGCAAUUCAGUCGCCAAAGAAAAGGUUAUGCUUCUUUUUUUUAGUUUCUUAAGGUUGUUGUUCCUAGCCAUCUCUCUUUUUUUUCUCUUAAUUUUUAUUUGGGUGUAUUUCAGAUCUGCAUGGAAAGAAUGUAUAAUACUGUACAUAAAAGCAAAGCGAUAAAUAUCUAGAUCGGUUUUUAAAAUAUAUAAUAAGAUUACUUUGUUUUCAAAACAAAAAUAAGCGAAGGGAUCCUAAGGAAUGUUUUUGAUAAAUUAUGAGAUUUUAAGGAAAUGAGCUGUGUUUAUGGCUAACUGAGGAAAUUUUAUGAAAAAACGUUUUUAAAACUUAUAAAUAUCCGUUCCUUAAUGGGCGAAUUUUUUUACUGCCAAUGAAAUAUUUGUUGACCUUGAUUUCUCGUAUUCUUUAACUAUUUACAUACAAUGAUAAACAUUUUGUGUCAUAGGGGAAAUUUGUUGUUAAAUUUGGCGAGAACUCUGUCGAAAUCAGAAAUAUUUCUUCGACCACUUAUUUUUAAAGAAAUCGUUUAAUCAGACUCCGCAUUAUUGUUCCCUGCAGUUUUGGAGACUGAAUAACCUUCUUUUGUCUCUCAAAAUUUUAAACCAUGCAAUGAAUCACACAAAAUUAAACUUUGGCAAGAUUGUGUCCUCCUUGAAAGAAACCGAAAAGAACUGUGUAGUUAUUCGGAUCGAUGCAGUUUUUUCUGUAAAACGACUUUGUUUAAUUCUUUUGAAUAUGUAUUCCUUAUUUUUGUGCAUUUUUUUGUGUACCUCUCCGCUUAAGCAACAAUGGUAAUUACCAUGCGCCAAGUUCUUUUUUGCGAAAAAAAUCUUACUUAUUUGCUCGCUAUUGAAACAAAUCGCAUACAUUUUAUUGCAGUUUCCAUACACUGCAUGUUUUUAUACUGAUCCUUUUAGAGAUCAAUUCCCUUCUUUUUUUUCUGCGGAAAAUAUAUACGUGGCCUUAAUGGCUUUAUCUGCAACACCGUAGGAGGGCCAUACAAAUCAAUUUUCCCUUUCACCCAUGUUUGAAACACCGCCUGAAUCGAUCAGAUUUGUCUGCUUAUUUUUUUAUUCCUUAAAUCAGUGCCGCAAAAACCUACAUUUUUCAUUCGGAUCGUCAAAAAGUUAGUUUAAGGUACUUCCAUUGUACUAUAUGCUAUGUGAAACAAAGUACAAAUUGAAUUAGCUUACACGUAAAUGCUACCAAAGAUAUAUCACUGAUAUCUUGCCCUUUACUGUCGCUUUUAAGUAUCUUUAAUGAAAUUCUUGCCCAAAGCCUCACCACUGAAACCAUCCAGACCACCAAAAGAUUUCGGCAAAAUUAUUUUGAUUAACAUUUUAAUUUGCAAAGGCUGUUCCUGUGAUUUUGAUUCAUAUCUAAUAUUAUAGUACAGUACAAAGGCACUCCCCCUUUUGUAGUCUUUAGAUAAAAAAUGAUUUGGGUAAUGCCACAACGUCGACAUUUUUUAAAAAUUUUGUAAACUCAAUCUAACUCGUGCGUUCAUAUUUGCAUCAACGCGGGAAAGAUUUUUAUCCGUAGCAAGGAGUAACACUUUCGUCGCUUAAAGCCGGAGGGCUAGAAUUAGAAUAAGACUGAAGCGCUGGCAAAUAUGGCUGUAUAGUAAUUGUAGCCCUAUAUCUAUAGUUCUGCCAAGAGUACAGCUACAGUAGCUUCUUCGAACAGUUGUUGGCGAAGAGAAGCAACCGACAGCAAUGGGCCAAAUUGAUUAAAAAGAAUAUGCCUUGCACUUUUACUUUCCCAAAUUCAGACGCUGGAAUGGUUACUUUUUUAUUCACUAGAAACAAGCGGACUAUUGAUGGAUACAGGCUCUUACAAAUUCUGGGUGACAUUCGUUGUAUGAGAAACGCUUUGAGAGCUUCAUGGUUUAGAGGAAGAUUAAAAAUGUCUUUAAAAGAUUAAAAUGUAUACUUUUUAUUCUCUAGUUAUCAAGGAUAUAUCGGAGGCAUCCACAAACAUGGAAAGGUGAAAAUAUUAGACGCAAAUAAGAAGCUGAACGACGGCGAAUGGCACAAUGUCACCUUAGUACAACGUGGAAGAACUGCUAUUCUUGAGGUGGAUAAGUUGCGAAGACCAAAAAUCGUUCAAACAGACUACCAAGAUCUUCACCUCGACGGCAACAUUUUCAUUGGUGGAAUGAGGUCUUCCGACUAUAAGAUCCACCGUCCUGAGAGCCGUAAUUUUAGCGGGUGCAUUGAAGACCUUACAUUCCGUGGUGCAAACCUGAUCAGAAAGGCUGAAAUCAAACGUCCAGAAGUCAGUGUGUACGGGAAUGUGGCAUUUAAGUGCGAGGAACUCGAUUAUAGGGUAGUAACACUUCCGAAUCCGAACACAGGCUAUCGAGUGACUGUACGUAAGUUACACGCAGACAACGACACAUUUUCAACGAGUUUUUACUUUCGUUCAUACAUCAAACAAGGCCUUCUGUUGUCACGAAGCGCGAUUAAGGUCAAGUUAAACUUGCGAUUGUCACAUGGCACUUUGAUUUAUAAUCUUAUGGCUCCAAAUGGAUCAAGGACAACAUUAAAACUGGGUUCUGAACUUGACAAUGGAGAAUGGCAUAAAGUCAACGCUAGUGUCAGAGGGCGAGAAGUUCGCUUGCAACUCGACGAGAAAUUCCGGACAGAACCUUUGAACCAAUCACGGCCUUUAAUGCUUGACUUCGCAAAUAAAUCUCGCCUGAAAAUAUUUCUUGGUGCCUUUGAAGAGAGGGAUUUUCCCGGCUUCGUUGGGUGCGUUUACAACUUACAGAUAGACAGUCAUAGGAUUACAGUGAAUAAUCUCAAGACUAAAAGCGGCAAACACACUAAUAAAUAUUUGCGAAACACUUGCCGCCUACAGAAUCGCUGCCAGCCGAAUCCGUGUAAAAACCGAGGCAUAUGUACACAGACUUGGGACAGGUUUUACUGUAAUUGUAAAUACACCGUAUUUAAAGGGGAACGAUGCGAUAUUUCCAUUUACAAGGCCACAUGCGAAUAUUACAAAGCCAUGGGGUUAAAGAAAAGUGCUUUGUGUUUGCUUGACUCAGUAGGUGGUGGAACGCCAUAUACAGCAUAUUGUAAUUUAACCCGGGAUGCCGCAAAAACGACAAUACGUCACGAUAAAAUGACUAAAACGAGGGUAGGAGAUGGGAUGAUGAAAGGAUCUGAUUAUCUACAUGAAAUAACGUACUCCAUUAAAAUGGAACAAAUUGAACAACUAAUUAGGAAAAGCGACAAAUGUCGCCAACAUAUUAGGUUUCAUUGCUUCUUUUCUAAGCUUCUAAAUUCGCCCAAUGGGCCUCCUCACGCGUUGUGGCUGUCACGUAACUCGGAGAGACAAAACUAUUGGGGCGGAGCAGAACCCGAAAGUGAAAAAUGCGCAUGCGGAAUGCCUGACCCGCCAACUUGUGUGAGUACCGCUAAAUUUUGCAAUUGUGACAACAAGGCCAAAAUAUGGCAAGUGGAUGAAGGAUAUUUGACAGAUAAAAAAACUCUUCCCGUCACUGCUCUGGAAUUUAACUCCAAAAGCGAGAGAUCUGACUUCACAGUAGGUCCACUGGAAUGUUGGGGAGGCUUAGAUAAAGAUAAAAUUUCGAUGAUGCAACCCCAGCAGAGUGGAAUGGCGACUGAUAAUUCAUUAGAGAAACGUUGUCCGACUGAUCCGAAACCAGCGGAACCUACCAGCGCCACGACUUCUCUUAGCUCCAUCAAUAAAGUUUCCACACCGAAAACUUGUCCAACAGUUGACGGCAAUUUCCAUGACGCGUGCACAACAUCCCCAACCUCCACGCCAAAUGUUACCAUGACAACUCCCUAUCCUAAAACGCCUGCAAAAGAAAUACAAACCUCACCACAGCCAAAAGAAUUCACUGUAGAUAACGGAACCGGAGAAUUGUCUACCAUCGCUAUCGUAAUGAUUUCCGGCGCUUUAGUAGUUAUUGUUCUACUAUCCAUGAAAUUAGGUCUUCCUCGCGUUAUAAUGUGUGUUCGAACGCACAGUAAGCGUGGCGAGUACAUUGUCCCACCGACCGGCUCUGGUGGAUAUCCAGCAAGAUUAUUUCCGCUGGUAGCCAAACGUGCGUCAAUACGGGGGAAGCAGUUAACACAGUACAGCGUAAAUGACAAACAUGUAGAGGGCAACACAACAAGUGGAAUCAAUUCAUACUGGGUGUGA
Porites lobata is the source of this 4868-nucleotide messenger RNA. Lineage: Eukaryota; Metazoa; Cnidaria; Anthozoa; Scleractinia; Poritidae. The record is from the annotation of a GenBank genome assembly.